GACUACAUAAGGUGUCAAGGAGAGCUAGAAAGUCUUCAGGUUUUUCAUUUGUUGUAGGUCUAUAGACUAAGAUAAUUCUAAAUUUUUGGUAUGUUGGGAAGUAGAUGUCAAUUGCUAUUAAAUCGGAGUUUUUUAUUUUGGGGGUUUUGACAACGGAAAACGGAAUUACGUUAUCGAUUAAAAUACAUACUCCUCCACCUUUAGAACCUCUAUCACAUCUUGCUAUAGUGUAUGGAGUGUCGUGGAGUAUUUGGGAGUUAUCGAUUUUUGAGUUCAACCACGAUUCGGUAAUGAGAAUAAUUUUAAAAGCUUUGGAAACUAAAAGUAACCUAAGAGAUUCGAUCUUAUUAACUAAGCUCCUACUAUUGAAAUAUAAACAAUUAUAAAAAUAAGUAAAAACAAAAUUUUUUAAAUUUUUAAAAACCUUCAGAGGACGACCAUUUACUUGUUUUUUGAACGUUCAGUAACAUUUGAGUUUUGGUUCUGCUUCUUAAACUCAUCACGUUUUCUUGCACGUUCCAUUCUGUCCGCUUCCAACUGUUCUUUUGUUAGACUAG
Molecule: messenger RNA, 557 nt
Organism: Meloidogyne enterolobii
Lineage: Eukaryota; Metazoa; Nematoda; Chromadorea; Rhabditida; Meloidogynidae
Source: the annotation of a GenBank genome assembly